Molecule: messenger RNA, 2094 nt
Organism: Pistacia vera
Lineage: Eukaryota; Viridiplantae; Streptophyta; Magnoliopsida; Sapindales; Anacardiaceae
Product: translation factor GUF1 homolog, chloroplastic
Exons: 22
Coding region: 1-2043 (680 amino acids)
Biological process (GO): positive regulation of translation
Molecular function (GO): GTP binding; ribosome binding; GTPase activity
Source: RefSeq, a predicted model, not a curated record
AUGUUGGCUACGGACCUCUCUUCUUCUUCUCUAACACUUCUCUUAUCCAUAAAACAAAACUUCCCAAUUCUAACCUCUCAAUUCCUACUUUCUCCUUCAAAAUCUCCUCGUCUCUUUAAUUCUUCUCUCUUUCUCUCUAAAAAUGCCGUCACCAUUCGACCCCGCUCCCGAGUGUUUUCUCAGACGCAGACCGAGUUGGAAUUGGCCACCAAAGUUGGACAAGACCGUCUCUUAAAGGUUCCUGCGUCGAACAUAAGGAAUUUCUCCAUUAUUGCUCAUAUUGAUCACGGGAAAUCAACUUUAGCUGACAAAUUGCUUCAGAUGACUGGUACGGUUCAGAAACGAGAAAUGAAGGACCAGUUUUUAGAUAACAUGGAUUUGGAAAGAGAAAGAGGCAUCACUAUCAAACUACAGGCAGCUCGAAUGCGUUAUGUAUAUGAAAAUGAACCAUAUUGCCUGAAUUUAAUUGAUACUCCGGGCCACGUGGACUUCUCUUAUGAGGUUUCUCGUUCGCUUGCUGCAUGUGAGGGUGCUCUCCUCGUUGUAGAUGCUUCGCAGGGAGUGGAAGCACAGACCCUGGCUAACGUUUAUUUGGCUUUGGAAAACAAUCUUGAAAUUAUUCCUGUUUUGAACAAGAUAGAUCUUCCUGGUGCUGAACCAGAUCGAGUUGUUCAGGAGAUUGAAGAGGUUGUUGGGCUAGAUUGUAGUGAUGCAAUUCUUUGCUCUGCAAAGGAGGGGAUUGGUAUAAAUGAAAUUCUGAAUGCAAUUGUUAAAAGGAUUCCGCCACCUUUGGACACAGCUGAAUGUCCGUUAAGGGCUUUAAUAUUUGAUAGUUACUAUGAUCCAUAUCGUGGAGUGAUUGUAUAUUUCCGAGUCAUUGAUGGAACUAUGAAGAAAGGUGACCGCAUUUAUUUUAUGGCGAGUCAGAAGGAUUAUUAUGUUGAUGAAAUUGGUGUUUUAUCUCCUAAUCAAUUGCAAGUGGAGGGACUUCAAGCUGGUGAGGUUGGCUAUCUUUCAGCUUCUAUAAGAUCUGUAGCAGAUGCUAGGGUCGGUGACACUAUUACUCAUUUUAGUAGAAAGGCAGAUAACUCACUUCCUGGAUACGAGGAAGCCACUCCAAUGGUAUUCUGUGGCCUAUUUCCAGUUGACGCAGACCAGUUCGCAGAUUUGCGUGAUGCGUUGGAAAAACUGCAACUUAAUGAUGCUGCACUGAAGUUUGAGCCUGAGACUUCAAGUGCCAUGGGUUUUGGCUUCAGAUGUGGGUUCUUGGGUCUUCUUCACAUGGAAAUUGUUCAGGAAAGGCUCGAGAGGGAAUACAAUCUGAGCCUAAUAACAACUGCCCCAAGUGUUGUGUACAGAGUGAACUGUGUAAAUGGUGAUACUGUUGAGUGCUCAAAUCCGUCUUUGCUUCCUGAACCUGGACAAAGGAGGUCAAUUGAAGAGCCGGUUGUUAAGAUUGAGAUGCUUACACCAAAAGACUAUAUUGGUUCACUCAUGGAGCUAGCACAAGAUAGAAGAGGAGACUUUAAGGAAAUGAAAUUUAUUACAGAGAUUAGAGCAUCUAUCACUUAUGAAUUACCCCUUGCUGAGAUGGUGGGUGAUUUCUUUGACCAGUUAAAAUCAAGAAGUAAGGGAUAUGCCAGCAUGGAAUAUACUUUUGUCGGGUACAAGGAAAGUGAAUUAAUAAAGCUUGACAUUCUGAUUAAUGGUGAUUGUGUGGAACCAUUGGCAACCAUUGUGCAUAGGGAUAAGGCAUAUGCUGUUGGUAGGGCUUUGACGCAAAAGCUGAAGGAGCUUAUACCACGACAAAUGUUUAAAAUACCAAUUCAAGCAUGCAUAGGUGCUAAAGUGAUCGCCAGUGAAUCUUUGUCAGCAAUUAGAAAGGAUGUUUUAGCCAAAUGUUAUGGUGGAGACAUUUCAAGGAAAAAGAAACUACUUAAGAAACAGGCUGAAGGGAAGAAAAGAAUGAAGGCAAUUGGUAAAGUUGAUGUGCCCCAAGAAGCCUUCAUGGCUGUGUUGAAACUUGAAAAGGAGGUAUUAUGAUCAUCUUAUGUGUUAUCUUGUAACAUUAUUUCCAAUACUAAUUUUUUUUUU